Messenger RNA from Nomia melanderi (Alkali bee), 3423 nucleotides. RefSeq names its product adiponectin receptor (gene AdipoR). NCBI's taxonomy places the organism in Eukaryota, Metazoa, Arthropoda, Insecta, Hymenoptera, Halictidae. Gene Ontology annotation, biological process: adiponectin-activated signaling pathway. The record is from RefSeq and is a predicted model, not a curated record. Gene Ontology annotation, cellular component: plasma membrane. Gene Ontology annotation, molecular function: signaling receptor activity.
UACAUACAUAUAAAUGUUAACACGUGGUAUCUAGUACUCGGCUAUUCUCGACUUUUGUCGUAGCGAUGAAUAACUGAAAAUUAACAGUUAGAUAAAAUAAUUUGCAUCUAUCGAGAGGAUGUUUUGAGUCAUUUAUGUUUAUUUAUUAUUGUUGAAAUUUCGAUUCUGUUUGAUGUAGAUGUGAAAGUUUGAUGAUUCGUGUGUGACGGUUUUAUUUGAAAUUUCAUCUGUCAAUGAAUCAUGUGUAUGCGACGUGUUAAAUGUAAUUCGUCCUUUUACUAAAACACAGGUGUUCAUGUACAAUUUUUUUAGAUUAAUUCAAUUAUCAUGAAUGUUCCGUUUUUUGCAUUUGUUGACAAACGUGAAGUUACUGUAAGCAUAGAAUAUGUCGCAAUACGAGGAUGCAAUCAUCGAAGAUAAAGGGAGCAAUGAUAUUAGUGCAACGGACGCUGGAAUUCGUCAUAGAAUUCCAUGGAGUGAUCGUGUGUCAUUAAAUAGUGAAGUACCAGGUUUACAUGAAGUCAAAGAAUUAUUGGAUGACGACGACGUAAGUUGCUUAGCAGAAGAAGAAGAUGGAGUUGGUUGUCCAUUACCAUCAACUCCGGAAGAUGAUCAUCUUUUGGAUUGUGAGAUGACAGAGGUUCUGAAAGCUGGUGUACUGAGUGAUGAAAUUGACUUAGGUGCAUUGGCACACAAUGCUGCUGAGCAGGCAGAAGAAUUUGUUCGUAAGGUGUGGGAAGCUUCAUGGAAACAAUGUCACUUCAGAAACCUUCCAAGAUGGCUACAAGAUAAUGAUUUCUUACAUGCUGGUCAUAGACCACCUUUACCCUCAUUUUAUGCCUGUUUUAAAAGUAUAUUUCGAAUUCAUACAGAAACUGGAAAUAUCUGGACUCAUCUACUUGGGUGUGUGGCAUUUAUUGGCAUAGCUAUAUUUUUCAUAACACAACCUCCUAUAGAGAUACAACUGGAAGAAAAAUUGGUAUUUGGUACCUUCUUUGCCGGUGCUAUAAUAUGCUUGGGAAUGUCAUUUGCUUUUCACACAGUACACUGCCAUAGCGAAUGUGUUGGAAAGUUGUUUUCAAAAUUAGAUUAUUGUGGAAUAGCUAUGCUAAUUAUGGGUAGUUUUGUACCAUGGCUUUACUACGGUUUUUACUGUGAUUAUCAACCUAAACUCAUUUACUUGUCCGUGGUUGUAAUACUUGGUGUAACGAGUAUAGUUGUGUCACUUUGGGAACGAUUUGGUGAACCAAGUUACAGGCCACUGAGAGCAGGAGUUUUUAUGGGAUUUGGGCUUAGCGGGGUAGUACCAGCAGUUCAUUAUGCUAUUGCAGAGGGCUGGUUUAAAGCAAUUAGUCAAGCAUCUCUUGGCUGGUUAAUAUUAAUGGGUUGUCUAUACAUCUUAGGUGCGAUGUUUUAUGCAUUAAGGGUACCUGAACGAUUUUUCCCUGGCAAAUUUGAUAUUUGGUUUCAGAGUCAUCAAAUUUUCCAUGUAUUGGUAAUUGCAGCUGCUUUUGUCCAUUACCAUGGAAUAACUGAAAUGGCUAUGUAUAGAAUGACAAUAGGGGACUGUACAAAUCCAUCGCAGGUGAUAGCUUUUUAAUUGUGCAUUGAGCAUAUUGAAAAAAUUCCUAAGUCUUUGUAUGUCAGUAAAUCUGUACUAUUUGAAGAACUGCUGGAAACAAUAUCGUGAAUGCUAUAAAACUUCUUAUACUUUAUUAUAACUGAAAGAAUUGGAAAGAGAUUUACAGAGAUUAAAUGAAGAGCAAUAAAGCACUACUACAUGUGAUAAUGAAGAUUGCUAAAAUAAAUUUGGAAAAUUUAAUUAGAGACUCCAUAUGCUUCGGUAAAUUGAAAUUUUUGAAUGAAAGUUAACUUUGUAUCCAUUGACAAGCACAACAUUUUAAAUGUAUCACAUUUACCAAAAACUUCCGCAGUACAAAUUAAUAAGUAACAUAACUAUUUACACUUGUUGUUUCUUGCUUCACUUAAAUAAUUUAUUUAAACAUUAUAAGUAAUUUAUUUAGUAAUUUGCAAAUGUGUUUAAACACAAAAAGGAUAUGCAACGUGAAAACAAUCUGAUUCUGUUAUCUUAUAAAUAACUCAUCUCUUGUUUCGUGCAGUUCUCUUGUUAAAAAGAAAUUAAAUAAAAUUAUAAAUACGAAACAGAGUACAGAGAUAUAUGGCAACGAACAAAGCUUAAUUAUAUUAAGAUUUGGGAACUAAUUAUAAAUUAUAAAUGAUUUUAUAGCGUAAGCACUAUAAAAGUUGUAAUAUAUCUUGAACACAAACAUUGUUAAGCAAUGAAAACUGUUUAUUAUUAUGGGAACUAUAAAGAAAUUUUAAUUCUUUUUGGGUCACAUUUGUGAAAAAAUAAGGAUAUGCAGUAACACUGGUUUUCCAGUCCGUAUAUAUUUAAAAGUUAAGUAGUAUUAAUUUUGCACUGCAACUGUUUAUAUUAAAUAGUGAUUUCCAUUAUAUAAUAUUAGUAACUUAAUUUUUCCGUUUUUGUUAAGUAGUUACAAUUACCUUUUUUUGUUCUACAUUAACAUGUAUUUAUCGUGAACACACAAUUUUCGUUGCAAUUCUGUUGUUUUUUAAUAUAAAAAAAAAGAUGUUGAAUAUUUCUGUUAUUAUGUAGGAUCUAGUACUUCUAGAGAGAUAUUGUUGAACUUUUUACAUAAAUAAUUCUGAACAUUGGUAAAUUAAUAAAGAAGGAAAUUAUGCAUUUUGUAUGUAAAAAUACAAUGAUCCUACUUUAUGUAAUUUCCCAAAAUAUAUUUUUCUAAACAAAUAUUGUAGUAUCAUUUUGUGGAUUUAAUUAUACUAGAGACAUCAUUAUCUAGUGUAAUCAACGACAAUCGGAAUAUCUACAAGAGAAAUUAGAAUUUCAUAGUACCUUAUGGCAACUUAAUAAAGUAUAAAUAAUCUUUGAUAUCGAAAGAAUCAUUAUCCACAGUUGCAUACAAUGUAAGCGAAACUUGACUUUAUCUUACAAAAUGAUAAAAUAAUGUUCAAGUUUAUUUCAGUGAUAUAAAAAUUAUUUUUUAUCGGUAGAUUAAAACCCUUGUAUUAAAUAGUCAAAUUUGUAUUUUAUUAAUUCUUUUUAUUUAUCAUCAUCGAAAUCUAUGACAAUUCUUAUUUUUUUUCUCUGUACCUAAUUUAAUUUAAAAAAUAAUUCCGGUGGUUGUCUGUACUUUAUAUAUAAAGAAAACACUUUUAUACAAAAUGUUUGUAUAUCAGUCUGUACAUGUUAUUAAAAACUAUCUUUACAAAAAUAGUCGCAACAUUAAUGUCCAAACAUUGAUUAUAUUCAUAGCUAUAAUACCGAUUGUUUAAGUAUAUCGUUUAGCGUAAAUAACAAUUUAAAUUAUAUUCCUUUAUAAGUUACACAUGUACAUUACUACAGGGGGUGAGUCAUGAAAA